AUUCGUAAUUUUUCUGUUGUUAGAGUCAGACGUGUAUUUUUGUUCGGUGCGCAUAUCUAUUUAUAAAACGUCGCGACCGCCGAUCAAAAACAAAUUGUGCAAAAGCACAUUAAAUAAAAACUGAAUUCUUGUGCUAAACUUGAAUGUGUGAAAAUUAAACUUUUUAAGCAGGCCAUGAGCGACCAACUAUACCAGAUAGAGACGCGCCGACGUUCGCGCUCCAAGACGCCAUUCUUGCGCUCCAGCUGCGAUCAUGAGAAUUGUGAGCACGCGGGCGAGGAGGGGCAUGUGCAUCACAAGAAGCAGAAGCCGUCCCAGCCACCGAAUGUUCAAACCAUUGUGGAGGAGCACGUGGUCGAGUCUCACACAACCACCACCAGGAGCAGCAGCAGCAGUAACCGCAACAACAAAGCCACGCGCUCAAAGGCAUUUAACCAACUGACCUCGGACUAUUCGAGCGAUGAUGCGAUGUCAGAGGCCAAGCGCAAGGCAACGGGCAACACAUCCACGGUGACCACCAUGUUCACCAGCACCAGCAAGCGACUGGGCAAUGCCCUGAACAGCCUGACCGCUGUCACCUCCACGCCGCGCAGCCAAUUGGAGUCGACACAGAAUGUGUUGAAUACCACACAGGAACUAAAACAGCAGCAGAAGGAGCGCAACACCAGCGGCCGCUCCAAUGGCAAUGCCAAUUUAAGUGACGAUCAUUUGGCCUAUAUUGAGUACAGAGAUGCCGGCGAGUACUGGAACAAAACACCCAAAACGGAUUAUACCUACUCGGAGUUGUCGCCGCAUAGACGCCAGCUGGCUCCAGGCAUUGUGGCCAUGCCGAAUAUGUCGCGUCGCAGUUUGGAGAAUCAUAAUGAACGAGUCGAUAUCAUGGUCAAUCAGAAUCCAGCACAGGAGGAGUUCAUACGCCGCCGCUAUCAGUCGAAUUACACGCGCUUGAAUUACGACUCUGGCGAUGAGCUGGACAAUACAAAUUUUAUCCACCAGCAGAAGCAGAGCUGGUGGCUCUUGCGCUUCAUCAGCGUCAUUGUCACCAGCAUGAGCAGCAUGUGGACGCGCAUCACAAGCAUUUCGCAAACAGAGACGAGUGCCUAUCACAACUACUAUGCCAGGCAGCAGCAGCGUCAACAGCAGCAGCAGCAUGGACUCAUAGUUGGCAGCCUGUUGAGCCUGAUGCGCCAUGUCUACAUAGCCAUUGCCUCGGUGCUCAGCCUUGACACGUGGCUGCUCAGAUCCAGCAGCAUUGAUAACAAGUCUAAGAAGCGUUUUCUGCUCUUUCUGCUCAUACUGCUGCCCCUCCUGCUGCUAACGGCCUGGCUGCAGCUGCCGGCGGAGCGGCGUUUGGAGCAUGUGCAACGCGUGGAGACGUUGUUGCCGCUGCCUUUGGCACUUUUCGCCACGCUGCGUGGGCAGCUGUCGCAGACUGGAGUUGCGCUCAAGUCACUGUGGCCACAGCCACAGCAGCAGCAGCAAGAGGAGGCGGCCAGCAUCAAGCUGCAAAUGGAGCAGGUGCGGCAGGGCAUACAAAAGUCGCUAACGCCAGAGGAAUAUGAGAAUAUACUGAAUCAUGUCAACAGCUAUGUGCAGCAGCUGGUAGAGCUGAAGCUGCAGCAGCAAGAGAAGCACCAGCAGCAGGAGCAGCAACAGCUGUCGCCGCAGCAAAUCCAAAUUAUAGUUCAACUCAUGCGCGAGAAUCUGCAACAAUUUGCAGAGCAAGGGUCGCAGCUCAGCGAUCAGCAGCUGGCGGAUUUGGCAUUGCGCCUGAAGCUGCAGCUGCAACAGUCCGGCGAAUGGCAUGCAGAGCAGGCAAAGUUCACCCAUGCGCAGCUGGAGGAGCUAACCCGUUUGAUCAAGGCGGAGUUCAAGCUGGAGGAGACACAUUAUACGCUGCUGCUGGAGCGCAUUGACUUGACGGCGCUGCUCAAGCGUCUGCUGGACGCACCUGAGCUGGCAGAAUUUGUGGAUGCACGCAUAAAUCUGGCGCUGCAGCAACACGUGCCGGGUGAGGGUUCUGGCCAGCCCGUUGCGGAGCAGCAAAUCGAUCAGCUAAACAGAGAAAUAGCCUUCAUCAAGCUGGCGCUGUCGGACAAGCAAAUGGAGAACGCAGAUCUGCAGCAGUCCAUAAGCAGCCUGAAGCUCACCCAGGACGAUUUGCUGGCACGCAUGCAGCAGCACGAGCUGGCCCAGGAUCAACGCUUUAGUGGCCUGCUCGCCGAAAUCGAGAGCAAGCUGGCGGCGCUGAACGAUUCACAGUUUGCGCUGCUCAACAAGCAAGUGAAGCUGACGCUGGUGGAGAUUCUGGGCUUCAAGCAGACGGCGGGCGGCAAGCUGAAUGAUGUGGAUCUGCAGAAUUGGGUGCGCAGCAUGUUUGUGGCCAAGGAUUAUCUGGAGCAGCAGCUGCUGCAGCUAAACGAGAAAACCAACAACAAUAUACGCGCAGAGAUUGAACGCUCCAGCCUUGUGCUGAUGAGCGACAUUAGCGAGCGGCUCAAGCGCGAAAUACUGCUGGCCGUGGAGGCCAAGCACAAUGAGAGCAGCCAGUCGGCAAAGGCGCAUAUGCACGAGGACGAGGUGCGCAGCAUAGUGAAGGCCGUGCUGGCCAUUUACGAUGCGGACAAAACGGGUCUGGUCGACUUUGCCUUGGAGUCGGCUGGCGGACAAAUACUUUCCACGCGGUGCACGGAAAGCUAUCAAACCAAAUCGGCGCAAAUCUCAGUCUUCGGCAUACCGCUGUGGUAUCCCAGCAAUACGCCCAGGGUGGCCAUAUCGCCCAAUGUGCAGCCCGGCGAGUGCUGGGCCUUUCAGGGCUUUCCCGGAUUUCUGGUGCUGAAGCUUAACUCUUUGGUCUAUGUCACGGGCUUUACGCUGGAGCACAUAUCGAAGAGCCUGUCGCCCACGGGACGCAUUGACUCAGCGCCGCGCAACUUUACCGUUUGGGGCCUGGAACAUGAAAAGGAUCAGGAACCUGUGCUGUUUGGUGAGUAUGAAUAUCAGGAUAACAACGCCUCGCUGCAAUUCUUUGCCGUACAAAAUGUGGACAUCAAGCGGCCCUUUGAGAUUGUCGAGCUGCGCAUCGAGUCUAAUCAUGGACAGCCGGAUUAUACGUGUCUAUAUCGCUUUCGUGUGCACGGCAAGCCGCCAUCCACGUAGAUAACUAGCCUAAGUUCAAGUUCAGUCAGGUGUACAUAAUGUACAUACAGUGCCUUAUAAAGGAAACUUUACAAUACUUACAAGAAGCAGAAGCAGAACAACUACUUACAACUUAAGCUUAAGAAUACGUUAAUUAAAAAACAACAACUUUAGGCUAUAGUAUGUAAGCGUUUUUGUAUGAUAAUUAAGUUUGGGCCGAAUUUGUAUAUAUUUAAAUAGCUAAGAAUAGCUAAGCUAGAUGUGUCUACAGUCCAGUGUCCUAUAAUAUUUAUAAUGAUUUAGUUGGAUUUGGUCUCUUAUACAAAUGAAUGUUCACAAAAUUAGUUGCUUAAGAAGUUAUCAGCACAAUGCAGCAGAGAGCCAGAGAAUAAUCCCAAUUAAUUUUAAACUGUUUGCCAUUUGUAGAACGUUUAUAACUUAAUCAGUCAUAGGCUUGUAAUUAACUCAACUAAGCCAUA
Messenger RNA from Drosophila montana, 3617 nucleotides. It is a transcript of the gene koi, whose product is annotated as klaroid. NCBI's taxonomy places the organism in Eukaryota, Metazoa, Arthropoda, Insecta, Diptera, Drosophilidae. Gene Ontology annotation, cellular component: nuclear envelope; meiotic nuclear membrane microtubule tethering complex. The record is from RefSeq and is a predicted model, not a curated record. Gene Ontology annotation, molecular function: protein-membrane adaptor activity. The coding region runs from base 175 to 3159 and encodes 994 amino acids. The transcript has 7 exons.